CCGGAAAGUUCAUUACUUCUCCAUAAAAUCAGAGGCGGAUUUAUCGUACAAUUGAGAGGAAAUAAGAAUCCAUGAAAAAAAAAAAAAGACAGAGUGAGGACUCUCUAUCAAAGAAUUUCCAGUAGUUAGCUAAACGUCACGACCUGCUUCUGGUCCUCAAUGACAGACACUCGACUUUAAGCUAGUAAGAAUGAGCUUUAGACUGUGGACAUUUACUUAUUUGUGACGGGAACAAUUAAGGUUGAGUCAGAUCAGUCUGUGAAGAUGCCAGCUGGGGUGUCUUGGGCUCGGUACAUCCGGAUGUUAGGAGCCAGUGUUUUGGCCAUGUUUGCAGGAGCACAGGCUGUCCAUCAAUACUACCUGCCUGAUCUGAGUAUACCAGAUGUCCCACCAAAGCCUGGUGAGCUUCGAACGGAGCUGCAGGGCUACAAAGUCAGAGAAGAAGCCUUAAAGAAUGUUAAAUCUGAACAAGAUACCAGCUGAUGUGGAUCUACAUCCUCUGUGUGACAGACACUGAAAGAAGCAGAUAGCACUAGCCCCACUAUGUCAUGUGUGGGCUGUCUGCACAUAAAUAUUUUCUGUAUUUGGUGUUUUCUUCUAAUGGGACAAACAGGAGAAGAAUAAAGUACCAUACCAUUGGCUAUCAGGGAUAAGGAUCUUAUCCGGAUUAUCUCUCCCCCCCCCCUGCUGUUAUUGCAUUUCUUCUUCCUUUUUGAAUGUGUUUGCAUUGUUGAAGUGCAAAAUACUCUGAGGUUUUAAUCAUGAAAACAUAUAACGGGAGUUGGAGUCUUGAAAGAGUUUAUGGCCUCCACCAUGGAGAUAAAAAUAUGUUUUAAAUUAAAAAAAGACAUCAAACAAGAAUUUUGGCAGCACUUUGUGGUACAUGACAGUGAUUUAAACUGAAAUGCAUACAAUUUCCUUUUUUGGAACAAAAAUAUUCAAUAGAUACUUUUUUGGGCGGGGGAGUUGUUGCACUCAUUGGACAACAACAUGAGACUUAUAAUUUGUAAUGUUGACUUUAAUUGGCUAGGGAGGGGUAUAUGAAGUGUUUUUAGUAUAGUGUGGCAUGCAAUGCAUUAAUUUUUAUCACAUUUUUUU
Messenger RNA from Pelmatolapia mariae (spotted tilapia), 1098 nucleotides. RefSeq names its product ubiquinol-cytochrome-c reductase complex assembly factor 6. The transcript is spliced from 3 exons. The coding region runs from base 265 to 483 and encodes 72 amino acids. Gene Ontology annotation, cellular component: mitochondrion. NCBI's taxonomy places the organism in Eukaryota, Metazoa, Chordata, Actinopteri, Cichliformes, Cichlidae. The record is from RefSeq and is a predicted model, not a curated record. Gene Ontology annotation, biological process: mitochondrial respiratory chain complex III assembly.